GUCAAAUAACGAUAUCCAACGUCUGCCGUCAGAUGUUUUUAACAAUGUUACUCAGCUAAAAAAGCUCUUUUUGUCCAAUAACAAGCUUCGGCAAUUGCCAAGUUUCAACAAUCUUACUCAACUGACAACAUUAUACAUGAGUAACAACAGCCUCUCAACUCUGGCACAUGAUCAGUUCCAGGGAUUGUCUAAUCUAACACACUUAGCUGCUUCUGACAACAAAAUCCAGUAUCUGCCACCAAGAGUUUUUGAAGGCGCCAAAAACUUGAAGUCUAUGAGCUUUCAUCUCAACAACAUCCCUAGCGUGUCUAAUGUACUAUUUGAAGAUGUCGCGCCAAGCAUUCGAUUCAUGUACUUUCAUUACAACGAAAUGCGAGUAUUACCUGAGGGUUUCUUCGCGAACAUGGAGAAACUGAUAACAGUGACUGUAGACACCAAUCUGAUGUGCUGUCAUUUGACCAAAGAAGAUGCGGAUUGCGAUUUUGUCUACGUUGACAGCUUCGCCAGCUGUGAAAGUAUGUUUCGUAAUCCAGCUCCAAGGAAGUGUAUUUGGGUGAUCGGAAUUCUGUCGUUGGUUGGAGCUGUGUUUGUUAUCGUCUGGCGGCUGGUGUUCAAGGAGAAGAAGAAGAAAAACAAGAUCCAAUCAAUUAUGUUGAUACAUUUGGCGGGGUCUGAUGGACUUAUGGGUGUCUAUCUGAUCAUUGUAGGUGUGAUGGAUGCCAUUUGGUCAGGGCAAUAUUUCUUGCAUGAUUUUGAGUGGCGAUCAAGUUUGGCAUGCCAGAUAACAGGUGCCAUUGCAGUGCUGUCGAGUGAGGUGUCAGUGAUGCUGAUUGCCAUGCUGUCUGCCGACCGGGUUAAAAAUAUUGUGUUCCCCUAUCGUGGUAGGUCCCUCUCAUGUAAAGUGACCCACAUAUUGUGCAUCGUAAUCUGGGUCAUCGGUUGCAUAAUUGCAUUUCUUCCCACGGUAGGCCUCGAUUAUUUUGGUAGCUCCCAGAAAGGUCACCAUUUCUAUGGCAGGUCAGUUGUGUGUUUGCCACUGCAGCUUUCAUCAGACAAACCGGCGGGGUGGGAGUAUUCGGUUGCCAUGUUUGUGGGCCUGAAUUGUUCCCUUGUUUUCUCUCUGGCGCAUGGCUCAGCAGGGGACCAAAAGAGAAAAGAAAGCCAGGUCAAAUGCAGCCCGUAG
Stylophora pistillata is the source of this 1183-nucleotide messenger RNA. Its product is annotated as follicle-stimulating hormone receptor-like. Gene Ontology annotation, biological process: activation of adenylate cyclase activity; adenylate cyclase-activating G protein-coupled receptor signaling pathway; hormone-mediated signaling pathway. The record is from RefSeq and is a predicted model, not a curated record. Gene Ontology annotation, cellular component: plasma membrane. Gene Ontology annotation, molecular function: protein binding; G protein-coupled peptide receptor activity. Lineage: Eukaryota; Metazoa; Cnidaria; Anthozoa; Scleractinia; Pocilloporidae.